This is a messenger RNA of Penicillium brevicompactum, 1512 nucleotides long. Its product is annotated as hemolysin III family protein. NCBI's taxonomy places the organism in Eukaryota, Fungi, Ascomycota, Eurotiomycetes, Eurotiales, Aspergillaceae. Gene Ontology annotation, cellular component: membrane. Gene Ontology annotation, molecular function: signaling receptor activity. The record is from RefSeq and is a predicted model, not a curated record. The coding region runs from base 1 to 1512 and encodes 503 amino acids. The transcript has 2 exons.
AUGGCUUGUGGCGCUUCUUCCAUGACCCUGGAGUCUUACGAGAAUGAGCAGGAGGCUUUCGCCUCUGCCACUGCCACUCCGGACGAGAACACCGGCCUCCUCCGUGAUCGGCGGCGGAGACAUUCAUUCCAUGCAUCCAGAAAACUAUCUUGCGACUACCAAGAUGCCGACGCUGUGUUUAUCAGAGUCGAGCUCUUCCUUGCCGAAUUGGAACGUCGCAUGCAGUGGAUUGAACAAUACCGGAAAUCCCACAUGGUGCAAGUCGAUGCCAGUUUGAAACGCGGAUAUGCCACACUCGAAGCCGUCAGGGAUCAGUGCUCCGUCACUUCGGGCGAGUUGAUGGGAAGCGGCAAGAAGCGGGCAAAGAUUCUAGUCGAAACCCUCGAGGACCGAUACAAUGAGGCCUUGGUGACCAAGGAAACCCUGGAACAAAAGGCUCAAGCUGGGGUGCGGUUGAUGGAGUCAUUUUUGACCGAACUCGAGAACCGAGCGCAUGCAGUUCGUGACCGUGGCAUCUACGGUGCCCUCGAUGACGGGUGGAAAGCCAUGGACUCAACGUUGGGCCAAGCCAAGGAAAUCGUCGAUGAGGGCAUGGAGCGUGCCCGCCGAACUCGCGACACUCUCCGAGAGACAGUCGAGGAUGCUAUUCGGCUAGCUCAGCAGAAUCGGUUGAUCAACUACGAUGACCUUCCUCAUCCAUGGCGCGUCAACCCACAUAUCAUCAAAGGCUACCGAUUCACUACCUCCAAGGUGGAGUGUGUUUCCUCUGUUUUCGCAUACUCCAACGAGAUGUUCAACAUUUGGUCCCAUGUGAUCGGCCUCGUGAUCGUCCUCGCCAUCGCCUUUUACUUCUACCCACUUCACACCAAUUUCCACCUGAGCAGUAAAUCUGACGUCGCUAUCGCUGCCGUCUUCUUCUUCGCUGCUUGCAAGUGCUUGGUCUGCAGUACCAUCUGGCACACCAUGAACAGUAUUGCCUCCCAGUCGCUGAUGGAACGGUUUGCUUGCGUGGACUACACUGGAAUUUCCAUGUUGGUUGCUGCGUCGAUCGUCACCACUGAAUACACGGCUUUCUACUGCGAACCACUCUCUCGGUGGACCUACAUUCUGCUGACCAUGUCACUUGGCAUCGGCGGCAUCAUUCUCCCGUGGCACCCCACAUUCAAUCGCCACGACAUGGCUUGGGCGCGCGUGGGCUUCUUCGUGACGCUCGCGCUGACCGGGUUUUCUCCCAUAGCCCAGCUUACAUACACCCGUGGCUUCGCAUGGACCAUGUAUUUCUACGCCCCAGUUGUGAAAAGCAUCACGGUCUACUUCGUUGGUGCCUGCAUUUACGCCUCCAAGGUCCCCGAACGAUGGAAGCCGGGUCUCUUUGACUACGUUGGUGGCAGCCACAACAUCUGGCACCUUGCUGUUCUGGGCGGAAUCCUCUUCCAUUACCAUGCCAUGCAGGACUUAUUCGCCGGCGCGUUCCUGCGGGCUCAGGGCGAGUGCCCGAACCUGACUACUUGA